Molecule: messenger RNA, 1601 nt
Organism: Anoplophora glabripennis (Asian longhorned beetle)
Lineage: Eukaryota; Metazoa; Arthropoda; Insecta; Coleoptera; Cerambycidae
Gene: Oscillin
Product: glucosamine-6-phosphate isomerase
Exons: 5
Coding region: 693-1499 (268 amino acids)
Biological process (GO): carbohydrate metabolic process; N-acetylneuraminate catabolic process; D-glucosamine catabolic process
Cellular component (GO): cytoplasm
Molecular function (GO): glucosamine-6-phosphate deaminase activity; identical protein binding
Source: RefSeq, a predicted model, not a curated record
UCACUGCUUCUUUUGUCGCAGCGGAACAGUCAGCUCCAGUGACAACUGCGGAACAGUGCCAAAGUAGCAGACAGUGAAAGAGCAACACAUCUCUACAUUCCAUAGAUUAAAUACAAAUCUUAUUCUACGAUCUACGUCCUUCCAAAAUUCCAUGUAGAUUGAUAAUUUUGGCAUUAAUCUAUGGUUUUGGCUUGGCAAUCUUGGCAUGUUUUUAUUCAACCAUAGAGAAAAUAAUUAUAUUUAUUUUAUCUCUGUAUUUAACCUACGAAAGUAACUCAUGCCAUAAAAAGUUUACUCAUGCUUCGUUUUCGUUUCGUGAAGCACAAAUAGAAGAAUUUUAGUACCUUUAUGUUUGUGUACCUAUAUUUAAAGGAUAAAAAAUUGUCUAAAUAAAGUGAAAUUUUGUUAACAUUGUACUCAAAAUUUUGCGAGUAGAAUAUAUAUUAACUAAUAAAAUCGAAAUCCUAGAUAAAAUAAGUUGCUAAGCUAGAUGGUGUACGUCUUGAGUGAUUUUUAUCAAUAAACAUUUAUCCAUUUGUGUAGGUCAUUCAACUAAGAUAAAAAAGUUGACAACAAUUCACAAACAGGUCUGUUGGGUUCUGCAUUGCAAUCAGUUAGGGUUCAGUGAGCCUGAGCUCUCUUUUUAGUUUGAUAUAGGUAUUCAGUGUCUAGAGUUUUGCUGAAGAAUAAAAAUGAGGCUGAUUAUUUUGGAUACUGCUAAUGCUGUAUCAGAAUGGGCAGCCAAGUAUGUAGCAAGAAGAAUUAAUGAUUUUAAUCCUGGUCCAGACAAAUAUUUUGUAUUGGGGCUGCCAACAGGCAGUACACCAUACCAGAUGUACCAGAAGUUAAUAGAAUACUACAAAGCAGGUAAAGUCUCCUUUAAGUAUGUAAAAACGUUCAAUAUGGAUGAAUAUGUUAAUUUACCAAGGGACCACCCUGAGAGCUAUCACUGGUACAUGUGGAAUAACUUCUUUAAACACAUAGACAUAGACCCGAAGAAUGCUCACAUCUUAGAUGGAAACGCUAAUGAUUUAGUAGCAGAAUGCAAUAAUUACGAGAAGGAGAUAGAAAAAGCUGGGGGUAUAGAAUUAUUUAUAGGAGGAAUUGGUCCUGAUGGGCACAUAGCAUUCAACGAACCUGGUUCUUCCUUGGUUUCACGUACGAGAGUUAAGACUCUCGCCCAAGACACCUUGGAGGCUAACGCCAGGUUUUUCGGAAAUGAUAUUGACAAAGUACCUAAACAGGCUCUAACUGUCGGUGUUGGUACUGUCAUGGACGCUAAAGAGGUUAUGAUUUUAAUAACUGGCACCCACAAAUCCUUCGCUUUGUACAAAGCCAUCGAGGAGGGGGUGAACCACAUGUGGACUGUGUCCGCUUUCCAACAGCAUCCACAUACAUUGAUGAUAUGCGAUGAAGACGCCACGUUGGAACUUCGUGUUAAGACUGUGAAAUACUUCAAGAAUUUGUCUGACUUACACAACCAACUGGUAGAAGACUAACGACGAGUAUCAUUUAUCCAGUAGGCAAUUUUUUUCUUUGUAAUGAAUUAAAAAAACAUUUAUAUGAAAUUAUUUUUACAUUUAUUAUGUAUUAACUAAUUA